AUGAGUAAAAUACCUGCUAAGAAAGUGACUACUUUCAAAAGUAGCUCUUCGCCAACAAAGAAACCAAUUGCGAAUACUGCAAAGUCACCACAAAUAGUCAAUACAACGAAGAGUACAGAAGAAAUAUUAGCCACACCGGUUGAUAAACCAGAAAUACAGAUUGUCAAACAGGUCAAAAUGAAAGAAGUUCUUCCAAAGGAAAUGGAAAAAUUAGAAAACUUGAAAGAAUGGCCAAUUAUUAUGGAUGAAGUCGGUAAUUUAAAAACUUUCUAUCGUCUGAAUGAACUUGUGAUCGAUUUCAAUACUCCUCUCACUACAUAA
Molecule: messenger RNA, 321 nt
Organism: Rotaria sordida
Lineage: Eukaryota; Metazoa; Rotifera; Eurotatoria; Philodinida; Philodinidae
Source: the annotation of a GenBank genome assembly